UCCCAUCGCCCCCAAAAGCAUCUUCUCUCUCUCUCUCUUUCCUCUUCAUUUACAAAAAACCCAGAAAACACACACACAGUAAUAAAUGUCUCUUUCUCCCCCACCCAUGUGAUCUUUAAUUGACUUUUCUUCUUCUUCCUCUUCAUCAUCCUUGAAAUUGUGGGGAUUGAUCAAAAUUAAGACUUCCUUAUCUGUUUAUUAUUAUAACUUUGUGGAAACAAGAGAAAUAUACCAGUUUUAGGGGUGUUCUUUAUCUACAAACUCUUUCAGGUUAAAGAAGUUGAUUGGGUCUGGUCUUGAUUGCGGUGGAAGAGACAUGAUGAUGUUCAACGAGAUGGGUAUGUAUGGAAACAUGGAUUUCUUCCCCACCUCCACACCUCUCGAUGUGUGUCCAUUGCCACAAGCUGAACAAGAGCCAGUACUGGUUGAAGAUGUCGACUAUACGGAUGAUGAGAUGGAUGUGGAUGAGCUUGAGAAGAGGAUGUGGAGAGACAAGAUGCGUUUGAAACGUCUCAAGGAGCAGCAAAGCAAGUGUAAAGAGGAAGGUGUCGACGGCUCGAAGCAGAGGCAGUCACAAGAGCAAGCUAGGAGGAAGAAAAUGUCUAGAGCGCAAGAUGGUAUCUUGAAGUAUAUGUUGAAGAUGAUGGAAGUUUGUAAAGCUCAAGGCUUUGUUUAUGGUAUCAUCCCUGAGAAGGGUAAGCCUGUGACGGGUGCUUCUGAUAAUCUGAGGGAAUGGUGGAAAGAUAAGGUCAGGUUUGAUCGUAAUGGUCCAGCUGCUAUUGCUAAAUACCAAGCUGAGAACAAUAUUCCUGGAGGGAGUAAUGAUUGUAACAGUUUGGUUGGACCAACACCUCAUACCCUUCAGGAGCUUCAGGACACGACUCUUGGAUCGCUUUUAUCUGCGUUGAUGCAACAUUGUGAUCCUCCACAGAGAAGGUUUCCUUUGGAGAAAGGAGUUUCUCCACCUUGGUGGCCUAAUGGGAAAGAAGACUGGUGGCCUCAGCUCGGUUUGCCUAACGAGCAAGGUCCUCCUCCUUAUAAAAAGCCUCAUGAUUUGAAAAAAGCGUGGAAGGUUGGUGUUUUGACUGCGGUGAUCAAGCAUAUGUCGCCUGAUAUUGCUAAAAUCCGUAAGCUUGUGAGGCAAUCGAAAUGCUUGCAGGAUAAGAUGACGGCGAAAGAGAGUGCUACUUGGCUUGCCAUUAUAAACCAAGAAGAGGUUGUGGCGCGGGAGCUUUACCCUGAGUCAUGCCCUCCUCUGUCUUCUUCAUCAUCUUUAGGAAGCGGGUCGCUUCUCAUCAAUGAUUGUAGCGAAUAUGAUGUUGAAGGUUUUGAGAAGGAACAACCUAGUUUCGACAUGGAAGAGAGAAAACCAGAGAUAGUGAUGAUGAAUCCUCCAACAAGCUUUGGGAUUGCUAAAAUGCAACAUUUUCCCAUAAAGGAAGAGGUUGCCACCAUAGGAAACUUGGAAUUCUCGAGAAAAAGGAAGCAGAACAACGAUAUGAAUGUUAUGAUAAUGGACAGACCAGCAGGUUACACUUGUGAGAAUGGACAGUGUCCUCACGGUAAAAUGAAUUUGGGAUUUCAGGACAGGAGUUCAAGGGACAACCACCAAAUGGUUUGUCCAUACAGAGACAAUCGUGUAGCAUAUGGAGCAUCCAAGUUUCAUGUGGGUGAAAUGAGACCUCAGCAAUCGAUCGACCUUUCAGUCUUUGGAGUUCCGGAGAACGGGCAGAAGAUGAUCACCGAGCUUAUGGCCAUGUACGAUAGAAAUGUCCAGAGCAGCCAAACUCCUCCUCCAUUGAUGGUAAAUCAAAGCAUGACCCUUGAUGCAAAACCAGCUCAGAAUCAGCAGCUGAGUUUCAACAGUGGCAAUCAAAUGUUUAUGCAACAAGGAACCAACAGCAUGGUUAGUAAUCGGUGUCAAAUGGUGUUUGAUUCCACACCGUUUGAUAUGGCAGCAUUCGAUUACAGAGAUGAUUGGCAAACCGGAGCAAUGGAAGGAAUGGGGAAGCAACAGCAGCAGCAGCAGCGAGGUGCAUCGAUAUGGUUCUGAAUAUUUCAUUCUCUGUAACAUUCUUUCCUAAUGACUUUGUUACUGUUACCUACUUACCUGACUUGGGUUUAUAUUCUAUUGGCACCAACACGUCACAUCUAUAUUGUUGAUGAUGAUGAAGCCAUCUAUUUUUUUUUGUGUGUGAAAGUCAUGUAACUCAUUCUCAUGUUUAAUAAUCUCUUUAUCCAUUGAUCA
Molecule: messenger RNA, 2248 nt
Organism: Camelina sativa (false flax)
Lineage: Eukaryota; Viridiplantae; Streptophyta; Magnoliopsida; Brassicales; Brassicaceae
Product: ETHYLENE INSENSITIVE 3-like 1 protein
Cellular component (GO): nucleus
Molecular function (GO): DNA binding; DNA-binding transcription factor activity
Source: RefSeq, a predicted model, not a curated record